UUUACUAUUUAAGGAAUCAUUGUUCAAAAAAUGACAGUUUUUUCCAAAGAUAUGUAAUCAUGUGUGCUUCAAAAAUUAUUGGACUCUUUGUCCUUAUUAUUUUCUUCUCCUUUCGUCCAGAACUCGUGAAAGGAGGGCCAGUGAUUAAAAAUUUAGAAGAGAACAACAAGAACACCAACAACAACAUUUUACACGAGAAUCUCCAAAAAAGAUUGAAGGAUCAUCAAAAUGAGAAAUUUUUAACAUUAAAAAAUGUGAUAAUUGAAACUAUUGAAGAAACAAAAGGUAAUCUUUCGUCAAAUGCAAAAAAUGAAAUUAUUAAAAUUGCCGACAGUACAUUUAGUGGUUAUAAUACUGAUGGUUCUUGGAAUGAGGAGCAAAAUAUAAUAAAUAUUUCUCAGGAAAUUGCUAAAGCAGUAGAAAAAAUUUUAUCCGACAAUAAUAAUUAUACGAUUGUUGAAAAAGUUGGAACAAUUGAAUUUGAACAAUUACUCUAUAAUAAAAUUCAAUUAAAUAAACAUUGUUUAGCCUCAAAGCAAGCAUUAAAGUUUUUCAUUGUAGAAUUUCUGUUGAAAAUAAGAAAUGACAUUGAUAUUGAUGAUACACAUAAAUUAAAUGCAUCUAUUGAUAAAAUUAUUAAAAAGUACAAUUUUAAAAGACAACUCGAUAAAAUAAUAAAAGAUGUGAAUAAAAUUGCGUAUCAAAUGUUCCUAACAAUUGAUGUACUAAACGAUUUGAAAUAUUUCAUUCAGAAUAAACUCAAUAAGGAAGAAUUUCUAUUAGUGGCAGUUGAUAAUAUAAUGAAGACAAUAUUAAUUAGAUAUCCCAAUAUGCCAAAAUUGCAAUCAAUGCUUUUACAACAUUACAUUCUUCAUAUUUUGUUGAAAAAUAAUUUUCACUUUAGAGGCUCAAACGGAAUCAAUUAUUACGAUAUUUCUCAACAAAUCACUGAAUACACGACAAUUAAUUUUGAUAAAAUUUUUCCAUUGGAUUUAAUUACUACAAAUUCCGUACUUGAUAAAUUUUCAAUGAAUUUCGCCGAUUUUGAAAUAAAUUUAUUAACAAAUGUUAGCAAUAGUUUUAAAUUAUUUGACAAAACUGGAAUCAACUUUCGUGAGAAGAAAAAUUUAACAGAAAUGUUUAUUGAUUUUAUUUAUAAAUAUAAUCAUGAUUUCUUUGAUAUUAAAAUAACUAGACUACAAUUAAAAACUUGGGUUAGAUCAUUUCUCGUAAGUCCAAAAAUUGGAGAACCGAUUAAUUUCUAUGAUGUUGAAAAUAAAAUUUCCAAUUGGAUAUUGUGGAAAAUUGGAUUCUUCCAAUUGAAAUCAUUUCUUAGAAUGCCAGUAAUCCGAUCAUUGAUGUACCAUAACGAUCAUUCGGGAGUUAUCAAAGCCUAUUCGUUUGAUCAAAAAUUAGAAACAGAGAUGAAUUCAGAAUCAAAAGGAACGCAGACUGAUGAUACCUUGAACAAAAAUAAAAAAACCACCGUCAACGAAGCAAAGGAGCAAAGGGAAGAUCCAAGUACAGAUGCAGGAGUUAAGAAAGAGGAUGCACCAUCAAGCUCUGAUCCUAAUGAUGUAGAAACUACUUCAAGUGUAAAUAGGGAAAAUGAAAGUGUUACAAAAACACCAGAUGAAAAAGAACCAUCAUUAAACAAUGAAUCUUCAAACCAAGAUGCGACUACAGUGGCUACAAAUACUGCAAGUACUGAAACUAAAUUAUCUUCUACAGAUGAGGGAUUGAACUCAACAGAAAAUAACAAAAAAAAUGGUGACUCGAACAAUGGAUUAGUAAUAACCGAUCAUGAUAAAAAUUCUACAAGUGAAACUACAACCACUGAAUCUACAGUUUUAAAAACUGUAGUAGAAAAAGAGCCAAUUUUAAACAACACUUCUUCUAACCAAGUUGUGUAUCAAGAGCCUACAAGUGCUGUAACUACAACAACUGAAUCUACAGUUUUAGAAACUGUAGUAGAAAAGGAACCAACUUUAAACAACACUUCUUCUAACCAAGGUUUAGAUCAAGAGCCUACAAAUGCUGAAACUACAACCACUGAAUCUACAAUUCUAAUAGGUUAUAGGUUUGGUGGUGGUAAUGAAGUAAAUGAACAAACUACAGAAAAUUCAAAACAGAUUCCAAAAAAAGAAGAAGAAACAGCUACUGAUGCGAAUCAGAGUUCUAAAGAAGAAAACAAUGCAUCAACGAAUACACAAUCAAAAGGAACGCAGACUGAUGAUUCUUUGAACGAAACUGAAAAAAUUACAGGCAACGAGGCAAAGAAACAAACUGCAGAUAAAAGUACUGACACAGAAGCUAAGAAAGAGAAUGUAUCAUUAAGCACUGAUUCUAAUGAUAAAGGAACUACGCCAAGUGUAAAUACAGAAAACGAAAGUGUUACAGAAACUCCGGUUGAAGAAAAACCAUCAUUGAAUUCUGAAUCUUCAAAACUGGAUGCGACAACAUUGGCUACAAACACUGCAACUAAAUUAGCUGCUAUAGACGAUGCAGUGAACUCAACAGAAAAUGGCAAAACGAAUGGAGACUCGAACAGUGGAUCAGCAACAACCGAUCAAAGUAAAAAUUCUGCAAGUGAACCAGUACAAAUAGAGAGCAGUUCAUAUAAGCCACAACAGGAAAAAGAAAAAGAGAUCAAGAAAGACGAAAAACAUCCUAAUACUGAUUCCAGCAAUGAUUCUGCAUCCACUACGACCGUAAGUCCCAACAACAAUACUCCAGUACCAUCAGUUCCAGAAUCCACAACCGAAACUAAUGUUAAAGUUGAAAGUGACUUAAAUGGAGCGCCACAAUUGUCAUCAAACAAAGAAACAAAUACUGCGUUCACUACAGAAAGGCAAGAAGAAUCAAAUUUCGAGGCUGAAAAAGCUGACGCAAAAAAUAAUAGUUCCAACGUAGAGAGUACACAAACAGAAAUUAAGAAAGAGGAUACAUUAUCAGUUACCCAUGGCACAAUUAUUUUUCAGGAAAGCGACAUUGUAACCACGGCAGCUACAACUGUAGAAAUUGUGGAUCAAACAAAAGAUACCGAAGGUGCUACAACAGUAGCUACAAACAUACAGCCACCAAAAGAAGAAGUAAAACCAACAACAACUGUGGAGGCGAAUGCAAUUUCUAACAAUGGAUCUGCUGAUAAUGGUUCAGUCGUAACUGAUCAAAACGCUAAUUCUGGAAGUGAACCUGCUCAGGUAGAGGGUGGUUCAGGUUCUACUACAACGGAAAAUACCAAACAAGAAACUCCAGUAACAUCAGAUCCAAAAACACCUAUAGUAGAAAAGGAACCCAAUUUAAAUAAUAAUUCUUCUAACCCAGUUAUGGAUCAAGUAUCCAAAACUGAAGUAGAAAACGAACCAGGUUUAAAUAAUACUUAUUUCAACCAAGUUGUAGAUGAAGCGCCAACGACCACUGUCUCUACAGUUCCAAAACCAAUAGUAAAAAAAGAACAAACUUCAGAUAAUACUUCUUUUAACCAAGAUGUGAAGGAAGAACCUACAAAUGCUGAAACUACAACCACUGAAUCUACAGUUCCAGGAACUGUAGUCGAAAAGGAACAAACUUUAAACAACACUUCUUCUAACCAAGAUGUGAAGGAAGAGCUUACAAAUGCUGAAACUACAACCACUGAAUCUACAGUUUCAGGAACUGUAGUCGAAAAGGAACCAACUAUGAACAACACUUCUUCUAUCCAAGUUGUGGAUCAAGAGCCUACAAAUGCUGGAACUACAACCACUGAAUCUACAGUUUUAGAAACUCCAGUAGAAAAGAAACCAACCUUAAACAAUACUACUAAUCAAGUUGUGGAUCAAGAGCCUACAAUUUCUGAAACUACAACUACUGAAUCUACAGUUCCAGGGACUGUAUUAGAAAAAGAACCAAGUUUAAAUGAUACUUCUUCUAACGAAGUUGUGAAGCAAGUGCCUACAAAUUCUGAUUCUACGACUACUGAAUUUACAGUUCCAAUAGUUAAUAGGUUUGGUGGUGGUUCUGAAGAGAAUAAACAAACUACAGAAAAUUCAGAACAGAUUCCGAAAAAAGAAGAAACUGUUACUGAUGCUAAUCAGAGUUCUGAAAAAGAAAACAAUGCAUCAACGAAUACACAAUCAAAAGGAACGCAGACUGAUGAUUCAAAUGGAGCCAAUCUGUCAAAUGAAAAUGAUAAGAGUACGGAAGUGGAAAUUGUAAAAGAGGAUGUAUCAUCUGGUAGUGAACCUACAUUAGUUGUUGACGCAGGUGUCAUUGUAACCACAGCAGCUACAAUUGUAGAAACUGUUGGUCAAACUCAAAAUACUGAAGGAGGAACUACAAUAACUACAAGUAUACAACCAGCAAAUGAAGUAGUAGAUCUAACAGCAAGUGAACAAGAACAACUUCCUGAAGGUAACUCUAGUAAUGUUGAUGCAUCUGCUACGAAGGCGGAUAACAAACAAGAAAAAGUUCCAGGGACUGUAGUAGAAAAGGAAACAACAUUAAGUAAUACUUCUUCUAACCAAGUUGUGGAUAAAGUCUCUACAAAUACUGUAACUACAACCACUGACUCUACAGUACCAGAAACUAAAGUAGAAAACGAACCAGGUUUAGAUAAUACUUCAUUUAAUCAAGUUGUGGAUCAUGCAUCUGCCACUACUGUCUCUACAGUUCCUAUAGUUAUUUCAAAAAAUGAAGAAGUUGUUACUGAUGAGAAUAAAAAUUCUGAACAAGGAAAUAAUAUAUCAACGGAGAUAGCAGUAGAAGCAAAUGAUAUUGUAACCACAGCAGCUACAGUUGUAAAUACUAUACAUCAAAAUCAAGACACUAUCAGUGAAACUACAGUCGCUACAAACGCACAACCAUCAAAUCAAGAAUUAAAACCAACAGCAACUGUGGAGGCGAAUGGAUCCUCUACUAAUGGAACACCUAAUAAUGUUUCAGUAAUAACUGAUCAAAAUAAAAAUUCUGCAAGUGAACCUAUACAGGUAGAGAGUAGCUCCGAUAAACUACCACAAGAAGCAAUAACUGAUGAAACAAAGUCAAAAGAAAUUGAAGGAAAGCAACAACUUCCUGAAGCUAAUUCUAGCAAUGCUGAAACUACAACCACCGAAGCUACAGUUUUGGAAACUGUAGUAGAAAAGGAACCACCUUUGAAUAACAAUUCUUCUAACCAAGCUGUGGAUCAAGAGACUACAAAUUCUGAAACUACAACCACUGAAUCUACAGUUCCAGGGCCUAUAGUAGAAAAAGUACCAAGUUUAAAUAAUACUUCUUUUAACCAAGUUGUGGAUCUAGAGCCUUCAAAUAUUGGAACUACAACCACUGAAUCUACAGUUUUAGAAACUGUAGUAGAAAAAGAACCAACUUUAAACAACACUUCUUCUAACCAAGAUGUGAAGGAAGAGCUUACAAAUGCUGAAACUACAACAACUGAAUCUACAGUUCUAGAUACUGUAGUAGAAAAAGAUCAAAUUACAGGAAGCUCAGAACAGAUUCCAAAAAAAGAAGAAGAAACUGUUACUGUUGCGAAUCAGAGUUCUAUAGAAGAAAACAAUCCAUCAAUGAAUACACAAUCAAAAGGAACGCAGACUGAUGAUACAGUCAACGAAGCAAAGAAACAAGCAGCAGACAAAAGUACUGACUCAGAAAUAACCGAUCAUGAUAAAAAUUCUGCAAGUGAACCUGUACAGGUCGAGAGUAGUUCAGAUAAGCCACCGCAGGAAGACGAAAAACAUCCUAAAACUGAUUUGAGCAAUGAUGCUGCAUCCACUACGACCGUUAGUCCCAACAACGAUACUCCAGUAUCAUCAGAUCCGGAAUUCUCAACCGAUACUAAUGUUAAAGUUGAAAGUGAUUCAAAUGGAGCACCUCAAUUGUCAUCAAAUGAAGAAACAAAUGCUUCGUCUACUACAGAAAGGCAAGGAGAAUUAAUUUCUGACUCUGAAAAAGGUGACGCAAACAAUAAUAGUUCAACCGUAGAAGGUACAGAAAAGGAAAUAUCAUCUGGUAGUAAACCCACAACACCUGUUGACCCAGUUGUAACCACGGCUGCUACAGUUGUAGAAAUUGCAGAUAAAUCUCAAGAUACUGAAGGUAGAACUACAGUCGCUACAAACAUACAGCUAACAAAUGAAGAAGUAAAUCCAACAACAAGUGUGGAGACGAAUGGAUCCUCUAACAAUAGUUCAGUACUAACUGAUCAAAAUGCUAAUUCCGCAAGUGAACAUGCUGUGACAGAUAAUAGUUCAGGUAAGGCACCUCAAGAAGUAAUAACAGAAGAUUCAAAAACAAAAGAAAUUAAAGAGGAAAAACAACUUUCAGGUGCUGAUUCUAGCAGUGAUGCUGCAUCCUCUUCGACUGUAACUCCAGAACUUGAAACUCCAGUACCAGUAAAAGACGCUGAUAAUUCCAGCAAAACCCAAUCGACGCAAGAUGAUAAUAAAGAUAAAGAAGAAAUUGAGAAAAAGAAAGAAACAUCUGCUACAGAUAUUGUUCAAUCGAAUCAAAACGAAACGACUACAGUGACUCCAGUCAAAGUUGAUGCAGCAGUAGCGCAAGAAUCAGCAAGUGGAGAAGCAGAAUCAACACCAAAUCCAAAGAGAGAAGAAUCCGUUCCUACCGUAACUGCCACGAAUCCUAGUGCUAAUGCCCCAAAUUUCACAACAGCAGAUUCUAUAAUAAACAGAAUACAAACAAAAUUGAAGGAAGCUAAUUCUAAACAAAAUAAAUCGGGACCAAACAAAGAUUCAAACUUUAUAAUCCAAAAUAUUUAUGGUAAAGAAUAUUCAGCUACAGUUUUGAUAAACGGUACAGCAACUCCGACAUCAAAUUCCACGAAAAAUUGGAAAUAUACAGAGUCUACAAUUCAAAUGCGCCAGCUUGAUAUCAAAUAUCCUCAAACAAACGAAAAGUAAAAUUAUUUCCUUCUGUAAAUCACGUUUAAUUAUAUACUAAUUAGUAAAAAAAUCCAACAUACUAAUUAUUACAUAAAUAUGUACUAAUUAAAUUAAAUAGUACAUAAAUUAUUUCGAAAAUAAUUUCGCACGAUACUUAAAUUCAAAAGAUGUUUUUUUUUAAAUAAAAUAU
Molecule: messenger RNA, 7068 nt
Organism: Leptopilina heterotoma
Lineage: Eukaryota; Metazoa; Arthropoda; Insecta; Hymenoptera; Figitidae
Product: mucin-5AC-like
Exons: 2
Coding region: 60-6896 (2278 amino acids)
Source: RefSeq, a predicted model, not a curated record